GCAUCCAAGGAGCGGGGCGGCGUGUCUUUGGCCGCCCUCAAAAAGGCUCUAGCUGCCGGAGGAUACGAUGUGGAAAAGAACAAGGCCCGCGUCAAGACCGCCAUUAAGUCUCUGGUGGCCAAGGGCACUCUGGUACAGACCAAAGGGACUGGGGCCUCCGGAUCCUUUAAGAUGAGCAAGAAGGCUGCUGCCCCUCCAAAAGCCAAGAAGCCCGUCAAGAAAGCCGCUGCUAAAGCCAAGAAGCCCGCAGCGGCCAAAAAGCCCAAAGCAGCUGCAGCUAAGAAGCCAGCAGCCGCUAAGAAAUCUCCCAAGAAGGCCAAGAAACCCGCAGCGGCCAAGAAACCAGCCAAGAGUCCCAAGAAGGCCGCCAAGAGCCCCAAAAAGGCAGCAAAGAGCCCCAAGAAGGUGGCCAAAAAGCCCGCAGCCAAGAAAGCCCCCGCAAAGAAGGCCGCCAAGCCCAAAGCCAAGAAGGCAGCACCCAAGAAGAAAUGA
Messenger RNA from Plectropomus leopardus (leopard coralgrouper), 492 nucleotides. Its product is annotated as histone H1-like. NCBI's taxonomy places the organism in Eukaryota, Metazoa, Chordata, Actinopteri, Perciformes, Serranidae. Gene Ontology annotation, molecular function: structural constituent of chromatin; DNA binding. The record is from RefSeq and is a predicted model, not a curated record. Gene Ontology annotation, cellular component: nucleosome. Gene Ontology annotation, biological process: nucleosome assembly.